AUGUCCAAAUCCAACCUCCUCGUCUUUGGCGCCACGGGCGCAAUCGGCACCUACAUCAUCGCCGCAAUCGUCAACGCAAAGGACUCGUUCGGCCGCAUCGCCGUCUUCACGAGCCCGAAUACCCUCUCCACCAAAGCGACAGAAAUCAAUGCGCUCCGCGAGAACGGCGUCGAGAUUAUUACCGGCGAUGUUACAAAGAAGGAGGAUGUUGUUGCUGCUUUUGAAGGAAUUGACACAAUCGUCUCAGCCCUCGGCCGGGGGGUAAUCGCAGCGCAGAUCGACCUCUUGAGGUGGGCCGCGGAAACCCCCAGCAUAAAACGCUUUCUCCCCUCCGAAUACGGCACAGACAUCGAGUACAGCCCCGCAAGCGCGACGGAGAAGCCGCACCAGCAGAAGCUCAAGGUACGCGCUGCGCUGCGCGAGGUGAAAGAAGGGGAUCUCGAGUACGCGUAUGUUGUCACGGGGCCGUAUGCUGAUGUUCCCUUCUUUCUGGGGGCGAGUAAGACUCCACGGGGUGGGGCAUUUGAUGUUAAAGCGCGCAAGGCGGUAUUGCUUGGGGAUGGGAAGGGGAGGAUCAGUUUGAGUGCUUGUGCUGAUGUCGGGAAAUUCGUCGUGCACACCCUGACGCACUGGGAUCAAGCGAAAGGUCGCGCACUGAAGCUGAAUUCAUUCACGGCGACGCCGGAGGAGAUCCUAGCCGAGUUCGAGAAGCAGACUGGGGAGAAGUGGGAGGUCGAGUAUACAUCGCUCGCGCAGCUGAAGGCGUUCGAAGAAGAGGCGUGGGCGAGGGGAGAGCCCGAUGCGACGGGGUUGACGCUCCGGAGAAUCUGGACCGAGGGCGGGACACUGUACGAUAAGCGUGACAAUGUUGAUAUUGGCGCCGAGGAUACAGUCACCCUGACUGAGGCCGUCAAGGAGGCGAUCCGCGCGCAGCUCUCGGCGUCAUUGUGA
Aspergillus calidoustus is the source of this 951-nucleotide messenger RNA. The record is from the annotation of a GenBank genome assembly. Lineage: Eukaryota; Fungi; Ascomycota; Eurotiomycetes; Eurotiales; Aspergillaceae.